This is a messenger RNA of Cephus cinctus (wheat stem sawfly), 2854 nucleotides long. RefSeq names its product facilitated trehalose transporter Tret1. Gene Ontology annotation, biological process: transmembrane transport. NCBI's taxonomy places the organism in Eukaryota, Metazoa, Arthropoda, Insecta, Hymenoptera, Cephidae. The transcript has 9 exons. Gene Ontology annotation, molecular function: transmembrane transporter activity. The record is from RefSeq and is a predicted model, not a curated record. The coding region runs from base 533 to 2167 and encodes 544 amino acids. Gene Ontology annotation, cellular component: membrane.
GUCAGUAGUGGUUUGGCCACCGCACCGAGAGGACGUGGGAGAAUUUGUUUUUUUUUUUAAAAAAAAAGACAAUCUCUCAGUCCAUAUCUCUCGAAUUAACUUGCUCUUGCGUAUCUUCGUGAAUACACUUUCUCAGAUUUGAAAAAUCCAUUUGUGCAGCAACGACGUAACUUCAAAUUUCCAUUUAGCUCCUUUCUCCAAAUAACAGUUUUCCACGCGAGUGAAGUCUCGUUUACUAUUUUCCACGCCUUACGAGUCUCUUCCGUCGCUUUGCAAAGAAAGAUUUUGACUGCAUCCUGCAAGAAGAAUCAGAGAGUGAAUAAAGCAGGAACGUGAAAUGGUGCUCGGGCAGGACAAACAGCGGAGGAGUUGACGAUUCUUUUUUGGGAAAGAGGAGAAUAUUUGAGGACAGUGAUUUUUGCAACGGCCUUGAUAACAGAUAAGGGUCGAUUAUAACGUUAACACGCUAACAAGACACAUAUAUAUGCAUACGGUACUAUAAAAAAUAAUCUAGACAGCCAAAGAAAUCAUCAUGGAUCCCUACUCAUUGAGCGUCGAAGGCGAGGCUUCCAAAAAUAUCGAGGAGAACGAGCGCGAGGCUUUUAAAGAUGCAAUUGUAUCGAGUCGAAGUCUCAACAAAGGUUUUGUCGAGCCAACUCGACUGGCGCAGUCUAUACCCGAGAUUCUCGCCUGCAUGGGUGUGGUGUCCUUCCAUUUUGCUAUUGGACUGAGCAUGGCGUAUUCUGCAAUAUUGACUCCAAGUUUAGAAGCAGCUGAUUCAGAGUUAGUAGUCAGUAAAACAGAAACUUCCUGGAUAGCUAGUAUAGUCGUCCUCAGUACACCCAUUGGUGCUCUGAUAGCUAGUAUGAUCAUGGAACCAGUCGGCCGGCUAAAAGUACUCCAAAUCGGUGCUAUACCUUGCAUCUUAGGAUGGAUCCUGAUAGCUGCUGCGACGAACGUCCCCAUGAUCCUCGUAGGCAGGUUCUUGUCCGGCCUGGCCACAGCCAUGAACACAUCACCAGCUAUAGUUUACAUCACUGAAGUAGCCAAGCCAGACUUGCGUGGCUCUUUGAUAUCAAUUGGACCAGCUCUUGCUUCCUUGGGUAUGGUGGUGGUGUACGUCAAGGGUGCAUUUUUGACCUGGAGGCUCACGGCAUGGCUGAACAUCAUCUACGUGGUCGUACCUGUUAUUUUCGUACAGUUCCUACCCGAAUCGCCGACCUGGCUUGUUUCUAAAGGCCGGACGGAAGAAGCCAAGGCUUCCGUUGAAUGGUUUUACAGACUUGAUACAAAGAGCGGUAAAGCCAGUGCGGCCGAUGCGCAUUUCAAUUCUUUGAUGAAGGAAAACGAGAUUAAACGCAGCGAGCAGAGACGUAGCAACCGUGGCAAUUUUUCGCAAAAAUUACGUGCCUUUGCAAAGCCCACUGGAUGGAAGCCUAUAUUCAUCCUCUUCUUGUUUUUCUUCUUCCAACAAUUUUCUGGAAUAUACAUCACUCUCUUCUAUGCAGUCACUUGGUUCCAGGAAGUAGGUGCAAAAUUUGAUGAAUACCUUGCUUCUAUUUUGGUAGGAGUCACAAGAUUUCUCUGUUCGAUGGUCAAUACUUGGUUACUAAGACGGUACAAGAGACGUCCUCUCUGUAUAAUAUCCGCUUUAGGAAUGUGCAUCUGUAUGUCAGUUUCCGGUUACUUCACUUUGCAGAACAAGAAUGGUGAUACGAGCGGCCAUUUGGUACCAGUUGUGUGCCUCAUUCUCUACGUCUGCACCUCCAUGAUCGGAAUGCUGACGAUACCCUGGACAAUGACUGCCGAAUUAUUCCCAACGGAAAUACGUGGAAUUGCUCAUGCAAUCUCUUACUCGAUAGCGAACUUGCUUAUGUUUGCAGCCAUACAAAGUUACAGAAGCCUUAAGGAUUUCUUAGGAGGUUCUUACCAAAUACAAUGGUUCUUCGCCGGAAUAUCCUUGGCGGCCGUAGUCUUCAUUUGGUUACUGCUACCGGAAACACACGGGAAGACACUCUUGCAGAUAGAAGAGUACUUCCAGACUAACUUCCUGGCCGUUGGAGCGGAGUCCAAGGCAAAGAAGAGGCGGGCGAAGAGACGCGCGCAGCAAAAGACUAAAACAGCUGUUAUGGAGCCACUGAAUCCAAAAAACGUCCAAACGGCUUAACCGAGAAGGAACGGAUAGUGACAAAUUAAGUUUCUCCUUCCUAGAGUAUCUUGGGAGUCCAGUUUAUAGGGAUACUUCAAAAUACAUUUAAAUGCGCGUGGCAUUGCGCGCAAUGGACACGAGAGGAAGUCAAAUGCAGAUUUGUCCGAUUGCGAAUAAAGAUACACUUAUAGUAUAGCUAUGUCAACGAUUUCGUACACAUCGGGAACUGUAUUACAUUAUAAGCCGUAAUAAGAUGGCCCGAAAAUUAUUCACGCGGUCUUAACGUCAGUGUGGAGGUCACUACUUAAGCAAGAAAGCACAAUAGUUAUUAAUUAAUGGCCAGUGUACAAAGGAAACAAGUUUUGUUUUGAUAACUUCGACUUAUUAACAAAUUUGUAAAUUUUCGUCGUUACAGAAAAGUGGCCUUCAUUUUUUUUUGGAAUAGAUAAAAAUUACUCCUCUUUCUCCUCCAUCAUUGCCUCCUCGUCUAAUAGUAUAUUUUAAUAUUAUAUUUUAUUAUAUACUAAUUUAUGGGUAUACAUUACAGUAGAUAUACACUACUUCUGUAUACUAAUAUUGUACUUUGUAUUGUUAUACAAAAACAAACAUUUUAUAUUAGCAUUUACGCAUGACAACCGCAUGUUUGUGGUUCCUAAGCUAAAAAUGUAUCGCGAUUGGCCGAACAAUAAAGUAUUGUUAAACAAA